ACAAAACGUACGAAAGAAUUAAAACAAGAAGAAGAAAGUUGCGAGUAGAGAGCUUUCGUUCCAAUUCUCUCAAGUCUCAUCUCAUUUUGUCACUGUUUCUCUCUCGAGGUUUCGAUAAUUCCGAUUCGGAACCCAAGCUCUCACUUUGACUUCUUCUCAGCUCAACUCCCUCCGCUUCCACUCGGACUCCGAAAUCCCCAACUCAGUCUCUAUUUCCAAGCGAGUCCUUCUCUCUAUCUAUCUCGCACUUUCCACCUUACGAAGAAGAAGAAGAAGAAGAAGAAGAAGAAGAAGAAGAAUGGUUGCCGAUUCGGUUACAUAAAUAACAUUUCCCAGACCACUUCAUGGUGCAUUGUUAUGAUUCGGUGAAAGUUUGGUGAAGGAACGUUUGCAGAUUUGUUCUUUUUUGGAACACUUGUUUGAUGAAUUCCCGAGAGAUUGAUCAUAAGAUUAACCAUUGCAAAAACCAGCUGCUGAUUAUAGGUAAUGUCUUGCGAAGCUAUUUGCUUUUCUCUGUUCCAUAAGAUUUAGAGGUCCAAACCUCUGUUUUCUUAGGGUUUUGGGGUUUUGUAUUCAAAUGGCGGAGUCUUUGAAUGACAAUACAAUCCAUUGUUUGAUAUGUGCUACCAAAUCAUUGAAACUAAGCUUAGAAAAGUCGAAGGCGCUAGGGUUAGCUUUAGACAGAGCUGGGCCUAGAUUAGAAGAGAUUAACCAAAGAUUACCUUCAUUGAGAGCUGCCGUCCGACCCAUUCGAGCCGAAAAGGACGCCCUUGUUGCUGUCGGUGGCCACAUUAAUCGUGCAGUAAGCCCUGCUGGGGCGGUGCUCAAGGUUUUUGAUGCUGUUCAUGGUCUCGAAAAGGCCUUGUUAUCUGACCCCCAGAAUGAUCUCCCUGGCUACUUGUCGGUGUUGAAACGCCUACAGGAGGCAUUGAAGUUUCUUGGGGACAAUAGUGGACUGGCAAUUCAGUGGCUGGUGGAUAUAGUAGAGUAUUUGGAGGAUAAUAGAGUCGCCGAUGAUCUGUACCUUUCCAAUUUGAAAAACUCCUUGAAGAAUCUUAGAGAAUUGCAGAAUGAUGGGGAGAGGGCACUCCUUGAUGGCGGGCUGUUAGAUGCCGCAUUGAAUAAGUUGGAAAACGAGUUCCAGAGGCUCUUGACUGAACACAGUGUGCCACUUCCAAUGUCUUCAUCAUCUCUUGGUAAGCAAGCGUGCAUUGCACCAUCACCUUUACCUGUAUCUGUUAUUCAAACGUUGCAAGCAAUUCUUGGGAGAUUAAUUGCUAAAAAUAGACUCGAGAAGUGCAUAUCAAUCUAUGUUGAAGUUCGUAGUUUGAAUGUUAGAGAGAGCUUACGAGCUCUUGAUUUGGAUUACCUUGAAGUUUCAGUAUCCGAGUUCAAUGAUGUGCAAAGCAUAGAUGGGUAUGUCACACGGUGGGGCACUCAUUUGGAGUUUGCGGUGAAGCAUUUGUUUGAGGCGGAGUAUAAGCUUUGUAUUGAUGUUUUUGAGAGGAUGAGAUUGGAUGUGUGGUUGGAUUGCUUUGCAAAGAUAGUUGCUCAGGCUGGUAUUCUCGCCUUUCUUCAAUUUGGAAAGACUGUUACAGAAAGUAGGAAAGACCCCAAUAAGCUUUUGAGAUUAUUGGAUAUAUUUGCAUCUUUGAACAAAUUGAGGCUGGAUUUUAACCGGUUGUUUGGAGGAGCAGCAUGUGUUGAAAUCCAGAACUUCACAAGGGAUCUCAUCAGGAGUGUAAUUGAUGGGGCAGCAGAGAUGUUCUCUGAGCUUCUGUGUCAGGUUGAGUUACAGAAACAUACCCCGCCUCCUCCAGAUGGGAGUGUUCCAAGAUUGGUAAUCAUCAUUAUCGAUUACUGUAAUAAACUGCUUGGGGAUGGCUACAAGUCAAUCCUAAUCCAAGUUCUAGUCAUUCACCGGAGUUGGAAGCGUGAGAAAUUUCAAGAGAAGCUUCUUGUUAAUGAGGUUUUGAACAUAAUCAAAGCCAUUGAGCUGAACUUGGAGACCUGGAUGAAUGUUUACGAGGAUAUCAACCUAUCCAACUUUUUUGCAAUGAACAAUCAUUGGCAUUUGUACAAGCACCUGAAGGGAACCCAGGUUGGGGAUCUCUUAGGCGAUUCUUGGUUAAAAGAACAUGAACAGUACAAGGACUAUUAUGCCACAGUCUUCUUGAGAGACAGCUGGGGAAAGCUUCCCAAUCACUUAAGCAGGGAAGGUCUGCUUUUGUUCUCAGGCGGGCAUGCCACUGCCCGUGAUCUUGUCAAGAAAAGAUUGAAAGCGUUCAAUGAAGCUUUUGAUGACAUGUACAAAAAGCAAUCUAAUUGGGUUGUGUUGGAGGAAGAUCUGAGGGAGAGGACAUGCCAAGUCAUUGUGCAGGUGGUUGUUCCAGUUUAUCGUAGCUACAUGCAGAAUUAUGGACCCUUGGUGGAGCAAGAUGCAAGUUCCAGCAAGUAUGCAAAGUACACAGUACAGAAUUUGGAGAAAAUGCUAAUGUCUCUUUUUCAGCCAAAGCCCAGGAGAUAUGGCAGUUUCAAAGGCAGACAGCCAAGUGAGAAAUUCAACAAUGGAGUAAGAGAUGAUCUUCGUCGUAUUGCCUCAUCAGUUAUGUGAUAACCUGAUUCACUUCACUCCGUGGUGGUUAAUUUAGGACAUUGCAUUAUCUAGAGCGAUAGAACUAAUGCGCAGGAACUGCCCAUUCAUUUCCUUAAUGUUCUCCCUUUGAUGGAAAUUUUGUAAUUUGUCUUACUGUAAUGAGGAAUCGAGGGCUGUCUCCCAUGCCCGAAGGGUUCUGAAAACCCAUGAGAUCUCAUAGAGUCCGAGUAAGUUAUACAAUCCUGAUGGUAAGGUCAGUGACUCAGUAGAUAAUAGAUAUACUUUAAGCCAUAGCUUCUUUUUUUUUUUUUUCCUUUUUCGUUGAGGUGUAGCUGUGAUCGAAUUCUUUAGUCAUCAGUUAUUUUGGAAUUAGGUUGUGCAUGAUGUAGGGACCUUAAGGAAAUGCUUGUUCAUGUCAAUUUUACCGGAUGCCUGUUCUUGUGGAGAACUAACGUAUGAUAAACCAUGAUCUUGGUGAAACAUUACUGACAAUGAUAUGUUCGUGUCUUUUAUCCUUUUCUUUCUUUAUUUCUUUAUUUUUUGUCUUUUUGGGGGGUUGGACGCAUAUCAAAGAGUAUUAACAUAUGUAAUUUCUGUUAACUGAUUCUUUUAGUGUUAGUUUCAAUUAGUUCUCUUAGUCAGCUGUAAUUAGUUAGUAGAAUUUGUUAGUAAUUUGUUAGCAAAGUGCCAUAACUCAAUAUUUGUAUAACAACUCAUGAUCCAUGCGUUGUACUAUAAUAUUCAUAUAAUAUAUUUAUGUAGCACAGCCAUAAUUAGCUCUUAAAAAGUUAUAACAGUCACUAAUCAUGCUGCUGAUGUUACAACUUUCUCAGUUUGUUUUUUUCUUAAUUUCUUUGCUUCUCCCUGAAACUAUUUGCUAUCUGGUUGCAGAGUUGGAUUUAACUGAUGUUUCUCCUUGUUGACGUCUUUGUUCUCCCCCCCUCCUCUUUCUGUGUUUUCGAGUAAGAUUACCACACCAGAAUCCAAACAGGAGUACAAAACAAGAGUGACAUAUGUUACUCUUGUAACAUAGGAUUCCAUCUUUGGAGUUGGAAACCUAUCUUGUCGUCCAUCAAGCGGUGAUUGUGCUAUUUGGUGGUCUCGAUGAUUCUCUUGUAACGUUCGUUGAUGACGAUGGGGCUGAUGCUUUCCAUGUUGGAAAUUCUGGAUGGUUCCUGAUGCCGUGGCACGACGCAAUACCUAGAUUUUUUGACUCAGCAGGAGCGACCCUCUCGACGAAACUAACGUUUGACUUGUCAUCCGGCGGAA
This is a messenger RNA of Juglans regia (Persian walnut), 3865 nucleotides long. RefSeq names its product exocyst complex component EXO70A1-like. Bases 578 to 2614 code for a protein of 678 amino acids. NCBI's taxonomy places the organism in Eukaryota, Viridiplantae, Streptophyta, Magnoliopsida, Fagales, Juglandaceae. Gene Ontology annotation, molecular function: phosphatidylinositol-4,5-bisphosphate binding. Gene Ontology annotation, biological process: exocytosis. The record is from RefSeq and is a predicted model, not a curated record. The transcript has a single exon. Gene Ontology annotation, cellular component: exocyst.